Molecule: messenger RNA, 3621 nt
Organism: Megalops cyprinoides (Indo-Pacific tarpon)
Lineage: Eukaryota; Metazoa; Chordata; Actinopteri; Elopiformes; Megalopidae
Gene: gramd1c
Product: GRAM domain containing 1c
Exons: 18
Coding region: 708-2615 (635 amino acids)
Biological process (GO): intracellular sterol transport
Cellular component (GO): endoplasmic reticulum-plasma membrane contact site; plasma membrane; endoplasmic reticulum membrane
Molecular function (GO): sterol transfer activity; sterol binding
Source: RefSeq, a predicted model, not a curated record
CCUCCCAGCCCUGGGGAAUGUGUGCCGUAAUGUCGACAGCAGAACUAACCGGCUGGAUCAGCUGAAAGGUCAGCGGAGUCAGACUGACUGAACUCACUCGCAGCUUCAGCCCACCGGGCCGGCAGAACCACCAGAACCACCGCCUGGCACAGUUUCACUGACCUGCCAGAAAGAGAGAGGAGACGCGACCACAACAAACAAGACCGCCACAGCGAACGAUGGCGAUAACAAGCGCGAUCUCUCUCCACGUUUGAAGUCCGCCUCGCACUGUGCUGGAGGGGGUGAUUCUCCUUUGCUUUCACAUGGAGAUGCGGCGGUGACGGGUUCCUCCGGCUGUUUUCUCGUUCGACCCGUUUGAGGACACAUAAGCCCGCGUCCGAGGCGUGGUCUCCGCGGCGCUGCAAACGCGCUGCGUUCCCGAGCGAGGUCUGCGAGCGCGAGCUGCUGCACCCGCCCACACCUGAAUGGCAUGCUGCAGCGCGAGCCGGUCGAGCCAGGAACCCGGCCCCCGUUGCCGUGACGCCCGCAGCUCGGGGAGCGGACAGGUGCGCAGUGUACCUGCGGGGCCGCGGGGGGACAGCGACGUCGCAUUAAAGCUUCGACUCCACAGCGACAGACGGCGGCGGCGUCUUUUCGGUCUGUUUUUCAACCGCUGGCGACAAGGAUAAACUCGCAGACCCGAAACCGAUCGCUAAGCAGCGGAGAAGAUGGCCCAGCUGCAGAGGGUGGCCAGCGAUGUGCCCGAGGAUGCCUCCUCCCUCGGGGAGUCCAGGUGGAGUUCGGAGGAGAGUGAGGCGCAGCACACCAGCUACAAACAGCGGAGUGAGGAGCUGAGGAGGCUCUUCAGAGAGCUGCCCGAGUCAGAGCGGCUGCUCGUGGACUAUGCCUGUGCCCUGCAGAGAGACAUCCUGCUACAGGGACGCCUCUACCUCACAGAGAACUGGCUGUGUUUCCAUAGCAACGUGUUUCGAGGGACAACGAUAGCUGUGAGCUGGGAGGACAUCACAACCAUGAGCCGAGAAAAAACUGCCAGACUCAUUCCCAACGCCAUCCAGAUCUGCACUGAGGGGGAAAAGCUGUUCUUCAGCUCCUUCACCUCCCGGGAGAAAAGCUACCAGGGCAUCUUUCGCCUGUGGCAGAACAUGUUGAUGGACAAGCCCCUGACUCGGACGGAGCUGUGGCAGAUGGUGAAACAGCACUAUGGGAAUGACCUGGGACUGAACCAUGAGGAAAUGGAGAACUUGCAGAUAUCAGCAGAUAACGCAUCACAGGCCAGCGGGGCGGUUAGGGCAGGUGGAGAGGAGCAUGCUGGGAGGAUGGAGAGGCCGUCCUCCCUGCGGCUGCCGGGGGACUCGCCGCCAUUGGACGGGACCACCCAGGUGGAGGAGCCACAGCCGUCACCUGCACCGCAGAGCGGGAACUCUGGGACCACGGAGGAGCUGCGUGUGACCCCGUCCCGCCAGCGGAGCCCUGACCCGCUGGAUCGCCAGGCUCCGGAGAGAAGCUCGAAGCGCUCCUCCCUCUCCCUCGACCUGAACGCCAACGAGGACCAGCUGUCAGAGCACAGCGGCUCUGAGAGUGUGGAGGAGGAGGAGCGACCCUGUCCGCUGCAGGCUCAGGGUCGUCUCUAUGUGAACCGGGUUUUCCACAUCAGUGCAGAGAAGAUGUUUGAUCUGCUCUUCAGCGACUCCCACUUCAUCCGGAGGUUCAUGGACAUCAGGAAGAUCACAGGUAUGACCUCCACUCCCUGGCAGAGGGAUGGCUCUGGCUGUAUGAAGAGGACUCUGAACUACACCAUCACCAUCACCAACCCACUGGUGGGGAAGUUCUCCACCGCCACAGAGACACAGACUCUGUACAGAGAUGCUGGGGAGAGGCAGUACUACAUGGUGGAUUCAGAGGUUUACACGCACGACGUUCCGUACCACGACUACUUCUACACCUUCAACCGCUUCUGCAUCAUCCCCAACUCAAAGCACAAGUGCCGGCUCCGGGUCUACACUGAUGUGAAGUAUAAGAAGCAGCCAUGGGGCCUGGUGAAGUCUUUCAUCACCAAGAACUCCUGGAGUGGCCUGGAGGACUACUUCCGCCAUCUGGAGGUGGAGCUUCUGGAGGAGGAGGCGGAGCUUACGCAGGGGGGCGGGGACCACAGUAAGAUUGGUGGGCUGCGGCGGCGGCGGAGGACCUACAGCCGCUCGGUGUCUGAGCACCUGAAGCAGGGAAAGCAGUACCCUGCAGGAGACCCGGAGCGGCACAGAGACAGCCUGGCGGGAGCUGUGGAGCUGAAGGGGACUCGCGGGUGGAGCAUCUCCACCAUCGUCGCUGGCAUGAGCCUCAUCCUGCUGAUCCUGACUGUGCUGAACCUGGGCCUGUUCGUUAAGCUGUGGGCGAUGGAGGAUGUGGCGCAGCGCAUGUACCUGAGCACCAAGCAGCGCCUGCGGGACAAAGUGGAGCCCAGUUUGAAUCCUGAUCUGGGCUCCAGGAGCAGGGAGGAGAACCACCUGCUGAGGACUGUACUCCAGGACUCCAUUCAUUUAUUGGAACAGCUGCGCAGCUCCCUGCAGGCGCUCCAGCGGAGCUUCGAGGUCCGGAACGCGACGCGGCCGCGGCACUGAGCCGUCUCCCAGGACUCAUCCGCACAGCAGGGAGGUUACCAUAGUCACGUCGCCCUGGAGAUGUCCUGUUGCUAGGCGUCUGUCGCCUGGUGCCAGGGGGUUGGAUGGUCCAUUUUUAAAGCUCUCCUCUUGAGCGCUGGUGUGCGCUAGCGCGCGAAACCCGCCGAGCUCACUGAGGGAUUGUGGGUAAUGUUGCGGGAGGGAAACGCUGCAGUGUGCAGGUGUGUGCGGCUGUGCAGCUCUGUCUGAUCGCCAUGCCGACCGCUCAGCUCAACACUACCAGAUCACUCUGAUAACCGGAUGCCUCUUCUCUAAUGAUAUAAGAAUGAAUUUAAACGUGUUUCAUGGAUUCCAUGUUUGUUUUAAGAUCACGGGCUCUCGAAUUUUACUUUCUCCUUAGCGUAAUUCCUUGGUAACAGUGCUGUAAUAUCUGCUGUGAGAAUGGACCUGCUGUGUGUGUGGACGCGCUGCGGAGCUCUGAGCUCGGCUCCUCUCACCCACAGCUGGGUGCUUAUUUAUCACAUGUCACUGACCCCGCCCUGUUUCCAUGACACCCCUGGGGCCCCUGAGUCACAGUAAACGCACUCCUAAAUUCCAUCAGUCACCCCUAAAUUUGUGUUUUCCACACCCCAACCGCACCCCUGAGUCUCUUUACCCGUGGUGCUUCGGCCCUCUCAGUGGGAACAUGAAAGAAUGCUGUUUCUGCCUGCUGUGUAUGAGGAGGUGAGCGGCGCUCUGAGGGACCCGAAGCCCCACCGUAAACCCCGCGCUGCACGCAGGGGUGUCGCGGGGCAGGGUGCACACAGCUGUGUUACGCACUCUGCCAGAUGCACUCUGUCAUUCACACUCUGUCUGCUGUUUACACCCACACUUCGGCCUGCCUGAGUUUACACAGUUCUGGGAGAAAUCACUCUUUUUACUUCAUGUUUUAUAAUCUUCUUUAUCACAAAAUAAAGACAAUGUUUAAGUUUCAUUGUUGUACUUUAAUAUAUUGGAACACUGCUAU